Molecule: messenger RNA, 2211 nt
Organism: Emys orbicularis (European pond turtle)
Lineage: Eukaryota; Metazoa; Chordata; Testudines; Emydidae
Gene: STRA6
Product: signaling receptor and transporter of retinol STRA6
Exons: 18
Coding region: 1-2211 (736 amino acids)
Biological process (GO): vitamin A import into cell
Cellular component (GO): plasma membrane
Molecular function (GO): signaling receptor activity; retinol transmembrane transporter activity
Source: RefSeq, a predicted model, not a curated record
AUGGCAAACGACAGCUCCUUGGCAGUCCACGGCUCCCUUGCUUACGAUGACUUUGCCAGUUCUGACUGGUACAUGUAUGAAUCCAUGGAACCCGAGACGCCACCAGAUGAUAUGCUUCCUAAUGUUAUCCUAGCCUGCGAUCCCACCAUCCCCUACCGUCUUUAUCACACCUGCAUGGCUCCUAUAUCUCUGGCCGUGCUGAUAGUCUUGUCUCUGUUGGUGAAACGCAAGAGCCUCUAUAAAAGCUCUUGGAAUGGAGCACCUGGACUGCUGAGCCCUGUGAAUUUCUUGGAGGUGGAGGGCCACCAGGGGCUGGUGGCAGCAGUGUUUGGAAUCCUCUUCUCUUCUAUUUGUGUGCUGGUGCUGGAUACCGACCCCCUGCCUUUCAUUGCCAGCUCCUCCCCGCGUAGUCGAGAGUACUGGAAGAUCAUGGCUUUACUCUAUUACCCUGCCUUCUAUUAUCCUUUAAUUGCAUGCGCCACAAUCAGACACCGAGCCGGGUACUUCGUAGGCUGCUUGCUCUCCUGGUGCCACUGUGUGGUCCAUAUCUGGCAGAAAGUGGACUGCCCUCAGUCGCCCAAGAUUUACAGGUAUUAUUCCCUGCUGUCUUAUGUUCCUAUUAUCCUCUGCCUCAUUGUCCUGAGCAUUUGGUAUCCAGUGCUGCUUGUCAGGAGCUUCACACAGGAGAAACCAGCUGCUAGAGAGGAAGAUACUAGGGGCACGUCUUCGCUACCCGCCGGAUCGGCGGGUAGCAGUCAAUCUAUUGGGGAUCAACUUAUCGCGUCUAGUGAAGACGCAAUAAAAUCGAUCCCCGAUGGCUCUGCCGUCGACUCCGCUUCCGCCUCUUGCCGCGGUGGAUUUCCGGAGUUGACGGCGGAGCGGCAGCGGUCGACUCGCCGCCGUCCUCACAGCCAGGUUGUAGGGAGUGGCUAUUAUAAUGAAUACCUGAAGACUAUCCUGGCCAAAAGAACACACAAAAGAAGCUCCAGGAAAGUAAGUCUCCUCUCGAGGGCCCAGAUGUAUUUACGUUCUUACAUCUACACACCCCAGGAAGGGUUCCAGGUUCCUCUGAAGCUGGUUCUCUCUGUAACCACAGCUGUGAUUGCUGUUUACCAGGUGGCCUUGCUGCUGCUCGUCGUCUUCAUCCCCAACAUUCAGAUAGUGAGGGCAGGGAUGACGAAGGAAAUCACCGUCCUGCUGGUUCAGUUUGGUGUCGUGCCCUCGGAGAACCCGGGCGGUGUCCCUGGAGACAUGGAGCGGGAGCUAGACACAGUCAGAUACUAUCUCUGGUCACUGGAAGUGUGCUAUGUCUGCUCCCUUGUGCUCUCCUGCCUGCUCACCUUCUCCAUGCUGAUGAGAUCCCUGGUGAUGCACAGGGCCAAUCUGAAGGCUCUGUACCGAGGGGAUGUCCUAGAUGUCUUCUACCGUGCCCGGAUGCUCUGCCCUUCCCAACAGGCUCUGGUCUGUUGGAUGAGCUUUGCCAGCUUCCAGACUGCAUUCGCCUGCUUGGGUCUCCUCACCCAGCAAGUGAUUUUCUUUGUCUGCACCGUGGGCUUCACCUUCCUAGUGGUCAUUCCACUCCAGUCAGGCACAAAUAUGCAUCUGUUUAAAAUCCUGGAGAACAUGUGGCCCUUCUGGCUGACGCUGGUGCUUUCUGUGGUCGUGCAGAACUUGCUUGCUCAUUUCCACUUCCUAGAGAAACACCACCUGCAGAAGGAGCUGACCAACAGGCGAGCUCUCUGCAUCAUGACCUACCUGCUCUUCCCCAUCAACGUCCUGGUGGGGGUCCUGGCUGGGGUCUGGAGAAUGGUCAUUUCUGCACUUUACAACGCUGUCCAUUUCUGCCAGCUGGACAUCAGUCUGCUGAAUCGGGGCGUCGAGGCCUUCGAUCCAGGUUACCGCACUUACUGUCAUUACUUGAAAAUUGAGGUCAGCCAAUCACACCCUGUGAUGAAAGCCUUUUGCUUCUUGCUUCUCCAAUUAUCUGGCCCAGAGGGGCAGACAGGACUCAAACCCACUGAUGUGGAAGAAGGGAUCCAGCUGAUGCAGCCUGUGAAGGGACUGCUGAAGGCAUCCAAGUCCAAGCAGACGAGAGCCCGGUGGGGGCUGGCCUACACCCUCCUCAACAAUCCAUCGCUCUUGGCCUGCCGAAAGACUGUGCUCUCCGACCCCACAGCCAACGGGACCCAGUCUUGCCCUGCCAAGCCCUGA